Molecule: messenger RNA, 1830 nt
Organism: Cavenderia fasciculata
Lineage: Eukaryota; Evosea; Eumycetozoa; Acytosteliales; Cavenderiaceae
Exons: 1
Coding region: 1-1830 (609 amino acids)
Source: RefSeq, a predicted model, not a curated record
AUGAAAUCAUUGAAAAGUCUUUAUUUUUCACUUACAACUUCAAACAAAAAAUUAAAUGAAAAUACGGUAUCUAAUUUAGAUCAAGAUGACCACCAAGAUCAAGAGGACGGUAGUGGUGGAGAUGGUAGUGAACAUACAAAUACCUCCAAAAAUUAUUCAAAAUCCUCAAGGAGUAGAUACAAAAAAGGCCAUGAAAGAACAUUAUCGGGAAAUGAAAUCAAUGUUGAAGAGUUGGUAUACCGAGAAGAGGAAAGGAAAAGACUGGAAAUAUUAAACCAAGAAGAAGAGGAAAAUAGAUUGUCGGUAUUACCAUGGAUCAUUCAAUGUUAUAUCAUUGAAUUGUUUAUGCAUGCACCUUCAGAGGUGAGGACCGACCGUCUUGGAAAGAUUACAUUCAACAAACUAAACACUCGUAAUCCAUUGAUAUAUGUCUGUCGUAAAUGGUUUGGUCAAUGUUCAAAGAUAUUCCAACGAGACGGUGCUAUACCCUUUAGACCGACAAUGAGUGUCACCGAGUUUUCGACACACUUUGCCUCGGUCAAUUGUCUAGCCAACCAUAUCAACACCUUGGUCCUAACCAACGAGUAUGAACCACCCGUCCAACCCCGAGCCAAGUUUUUCAAUCCACAACGAAGAACCAGUCGCACAGACUAUCUCUCGAGGACAGGUCCCAAGGACGGCGACUUUUACGCCAAGGUCAGACACCUAGUCAUCGAAGAGAACGAGUCUGUUAUUAGUGAUAUGAUGUGUAAUACUUUGGUAGUUCUUUUUGGCACUAAAGAUAUAUGGAUACAGUCGAUCACUUUGUACAGCUCAUUAUACGUGCCAAUGGUCGCACCGUACCUUGGUAGUGUCCAGUCGCUCACUAUUACCCUCACCACUCUUUCAUGCCAACACACAUUACUCGAAGCACUCCAAAUCGCCGAGUCAUUGACCCAUCUCACCGUCAUUGUUGACAUGGGUGGACAACUGUCAUCCGACUUUUUCCUCCAACUUCCCACCACUCUGCGCUCACUGCAAGUCCAGACCACCUCGAGACAUCGUACCAACUAUCUGAUGAACUCUCUUGACCUAUGUAACUUUGUCCAAUUCUCAAGAUACCCAAAUCUCAACCGUCUCUCCUUGUCUCCCAAAGUCGUAUUUGACCCUUCCAAUCUAAUCACCCAUCUCAACAAAGACACAACCCAAAUCACAGAUUUAUCUGAGUUUAUGCUAGAGUUUACACCAGAGGUUCACUCACUCUUGAAAACUCAACCCAAGAUUACACACUUUAAUAUCUUUGUAUCGACCAACAGCAUAGCAGAUAGUAGUGUCGACAUUUUAAACAACAACUCUACAAACCAUCAUUUUACCAUUAGUUCAAUGCCAACCGUUUCUUGUUUUGAACCUAUAACAAUACAUGACAAGAUUCAAACUCUUAAAAUCGUUUCAUUUGGUCUGUCUGACGAAUCAAAGCUUAUAGUCUCAAAUAUUCUAGAUAGUUUACACAAUCAUAGAGAUUUGUAUUCGUUGUAUUUGGAAGUAGGACAAAUCAAUGAAUCUAUACUCAAUUCAUUGGUUAGACUAUUAGACAAGAAUCGGUCUAUUACACGUCUAUAUUUGUUGCCCAAAGGUGCAUCGGAUGAUAUUCCACUAACUGGAUUUUUCAACCAACUUCCAAGAGACCAUCUAUUGAAUCUUCUCCAAAUCAUUGCAACCACCAAAACAAUCAAUACCGUCAUUAUGCCAUCCAACCUAAUUUCACACAAAGAUCCAAUCAACAAUGAAUUACCAAAACAAUUUGAUUUUGUAAAUAGUUUUUGGUUUACAGUUUUAAUUAGAUAUAAAUAA